Messenger RNA from Pocillopora meandrina, 16597 nucleotides. Lineage: Eukaryota; Metazoa; Cnidaria; Anthozoa; Scleractinia; Pocilloporidae. The record is from the annotation of a GenBank genome assembly.
CAACAACACUGUUUUGCCUUGUUUUGAACGUCCAACACAUGACUAUUUGCGGUUUUUAAAUCUGUUUUAUUUGGAAGUGUCUAUGUCAAGAAUAUGGCACAUCCUGCGUAUGGAAAAAAGCUUACAGAUCGUAUUAAUUUUGGAAUAGCACUCGAAGGAGUACCGGACAAUUUGGCACCAUUCGUUCAUGAUUCCACAAGAAAGUAAGUACGCCAUAAUUUUUUAGUGUUGUCGUCUUUAGUCGAACCGUAAGAGAUUUUGCAGUUGUUUUCCAUUAAUUCCUCCAUCUCAUUUACAGACGCCAAGGAAUCGAAGAAGCUUUAAAACAAGCUGAUGGAUCGAGUGAAACAGUUGUGAACACUCUGAGGGAAUAUGUUGUUAUGAACACCACAAUAAAAAGCAUACUACAGAAAGUGAGCAUAUUUAUUUAAUGAUCAUAUAUUUUAUACACCUGUUUUCGAAAACGUUGCAAUUUGAAGAAAAUAUAUGAUAUGCAUACACCUUUUGUUUUCUCAUCAAAAAGUGUCUCUUUUUGAUAAGAAUAUAAAAGAUAUAUAAAUAUAUAUAUAUAUAAUUAAAUAUAUAUAUAUUUCAUGUAUAUUUUUAAAUUGCAACGUUUUUGAAAACAUCUAUAUAUAAACAUUUAAAUUAUACAUAACUAACUGCAAACAGUACUGUUUCAGCCUUCUGGGCCUCAUCCGUGUAGUGCUGAUGCUAAGAAGGAGGUGUAAGCACUAAGCUACCCCGAAUGAUCCCACAAUUAUGGUGUCAUCCAAGCCAUUAAAAAAUUAUAUAUAUAUAUAUAUAUAUUUUUUUUUUUUUAAAUUUUAUUUCUAUUCUUUGUCAUAGUCAUAUUUUAUGAUGCUUCACCUCCCAAAUUAUCAUUUGGAAGCUAAAAUCUGAUGUGCAUGAAUUUUCCUUUUUCCAUUGUAGGUCAAAAGUUUCUCUCGACUCAGGUUAGUAGAAAGCAUGUAAACACUUUCUACCCAAUGAAACAUACAGGAUGGAAGAAGCUUCAAUUGUGUGAUGAAAUAUUCAAGUGAAAAUUCUUUUUUUUUUUUCAUCUUGAAAAUUUCUGGAAAGCCCACAAUAAUUUUUUGAAUGGUCUUGAAAAGGAAACAUGACAAUAUGUGAUGCAAACCUCAAUCCUCUGAUAAUGAAAGAUUAAGAAAAAAUUUCAUAGUAAAAAGAAGCUAGAUUAAAACAUAAUGUUUUGGCUACAACAUGUCACCAUUAUCAAAUAUAAAAUUAUUUUAAGUUUAGUGGCGUUAAAUAAAGAAAGGAAAGUAUGAAACUAAAUUAGAAUGAAAAUGAGAUGGAGUAAAACAAAAGAAUAUGCAUAAUUAAAUGAACAGUUGCACUGGAAUGGAAUCUUUUUGAGUGUUCAGAGUCUGUCUCUUUCUCUAUAAUAUCCAUUAGCCUCAAUCCUCAAAGUUUUUGAGAAUUGAGGAUUAGGAAUUGGGAAACAAGGACUGAUUAUUAGUUCAGAGGGACUCUCCACUAAUGUUAGAGCAGCUCUGUAUGCUCCAACUUUGAAAGUGGUGCUGUGACUUCCCUUUUCAUACCCUCACAGAGACUAUGACUGGAGCAAGCUAUGGUUAAGUUACAAAACAACUGACCAAAAAUGAAGUAAGCUCACCCUCAACCCUUUAACUCCCAGAAGUGACUAUAUAACAUGUAACUUCUCCCUAUAAUCUCCAUAAGUUAUCCAGCAGACAAAUUAGUAGAAUUCUCAAUUAGCAGGUACAAGUUUCUCUUUAUCUAAUACCAAAUUCUUAGGAGUUAUAGUCAAUGUGUUAAUUAAGCCACUUCAUUUCCCAAAGUGCUAAAUAAUUUUAAUUAUUAUAAAUUCAACUCACUAUCUCUUUUUUGAUUGACUGAAAAUGUACAAUAAAUUUUCGAAAGCAGUAGCCUUUGGCAUCAGCUGAUAACCCCUAUCUUGACCUUUAUUAUCCUGGAUAUCACAAGAACAUCAUCCAAUAAUUGUUUAUGAUUCAUGCCCAUAUAGAUUUAAGUGGUCUAACAUUAUGGAUGAUGAUGAAAAAACUGUAUCCAGUAAUGUAGAUGAAGAUAUGGCAUCCAUGAUGUUAGCAGCCGGAAUAUGGCACAUAGAGCAUGCUCAUCUCGUAAGUAAUACUUUUGUGAAAAUUCUUGAUGCUGAGGAGAUUGAAAUUUGAUAUUCAAGUAAACUAACUUUAUUUUUUCCAUCCUUUACCUUAUGCAGGUCAAUGGGAGCAUUACAAAUGAAGAUGAAGAUGAAGAGAAAAUGAAAGUAAGAAAAAAGCUUGUGCAUUUUCUCAUGUGAAACUUUCAUGUACAUUGGCUAAUGUUGCACUCAUAUUACAUCCUAUACUUCAUCUCAGCAAAGCCUGAAUUCCCUAAAGACAGCAGCAAGUAUAUUUGAGACUGCAAAAUCCUGGGCAAGUCUGAUCCAAGGAAGCAAAGAUCUUACUGGUCAGUUUUUAACCACUUUUUUGCCAUUAUGAACCCUUUAACACCAAGUACAACACUGACAUUACCAGGAUAAAUUUAGACAUUGGUAUAACUAUUAAUUUCUGAUUUUGCUCUACAGUUCCAAUACUGAGUGCAUUAUAUCUUCAGUCACUUGCUGAGGGACAGGUAAAGCUACCCUGUACUCCAAAAAACACAUUGCAUGUUGGAAAAUAUUUUUAAAUGAUUAGAGUUAUUCACAAGUGUUUAAAUUUUGGUCAAGGCUAUGUUAAAAACUUGUUGUAAAGAUAGAUUCAUUUGUGGAAUGAUGACAUUAAACACCCUUUAUAUAAUAAGCCCAGUUAUGCACACGUUUUGAUUGGUUCUCACUUAUGAUCUAUUGGAGGACAGACGUAUAGAUGACAUCAUUAUUAAAACUUUUUUAAAUUCUUUAUUAUAUAAAACAAAUAGAUUCCAAGUUGGCGUGCGUCUGUUCAGUAAUAGAUCACAGAGGACGUCAAAAUGUGGUAAGAACAUCAGUGACACACUCGGCUGCGCCUCGUGUGCCACUUUUUUGUUCUUACCACAUUUUGACGUCAUCUGUGAUCUAUUACUGAACAGAUGCAUGGCAACUUGGAAUCUAUUUGUUAAAUAGUCAACAGGAAAAUUUAGGCCCAAUGAAAUAAGAGGAGGCUAACUUUUAGCAUUAACCCAUUAACUCCCAAGAUCUCAUUAGUAAUUCUCCUUAUUGUCUGCCAUACAGUUCUUGUGAAGUUAGUAUGGAGAAUUUGUUAUUGGAUCAUUUUGUAAUCCCCUGACAGAUAUUUUUUCUUCAUUCUUAUCACUUGUCUGCUUGAUACUGUAUUGAUAUUGCAAGGAGAAAUUGUCAAUUGGUCACUCAUGAGACUGUUGAAGGGUUAAUAGUUUGCAAGGAGAUUGCACUGGUUUACUGGUAGUUAUAAUGACAAUGCUUUUAAAAAGCUGACUUUUUAAGACUGAUCCUGUGAAAAUUAUAGCAGAGGCAGUGGUUUGUGUUUCUUAUAGAAAAUUAUCUGAUUUAGUGGUACAUCAGAUGAAAGUACGUUUAUUUGGUCAUCAAGUAACAUCUCUCUAAGCCUUUUCAUAUCCAAUAAUGAUGUAAUUAUUGAAUGAUUAUUUGAAGAAAAACUAUAAACUUUCCUUAUUGAUGUUUUAAAAAGACUGUCACCAUCAGAAGAGCUGUCAGUAAAGACCACAAGGCUUCCCUCAUCAGUGAACUCUGUCAUGAUGUAUCACAGAAGUAUACUGCUGCAGCUGGAGAAGUUGAUGUGAGUUCCCAAUUUUCUUCCACUCAGUAAUUCAGUUGAUAGCAAAGACUAUUUACUGAGGCAUACAUAUUUAGGUAACUGGUAACAUCAUGUAGAGUUCACAGUCAAAUCAAAAUGCUAGAUUUUCAUCUCUUGUCCUUAGAUGUUCUGACCAACAAAAGAAUGGAACAUGUUCAAUAAUGAUUAUUUAGUUACAUAUUAGUUUACUACGAUUUUACCUUAACUUGAUACCCUGACUGAGUGGUUUGAUUUUGAACCUGGAUCUUUAGUAGCACUGACUUAAUAUUGUGGCUGAGUUAUCCUCAGCCAUCUUUGUGGCAAACAGCAUUAAUUCUGUCCACCCAAGAGUAUAGUUGUAAAUACAAUGCUCUGAACUUUGUUUGACCUGUAUACUGAGUUUGACCUGUACAUUGAGUAAUGCUACUUGGUUCAAGUUUAUUCUCACCACAUUUAUGUGUUUAAAGGAAACCUAGCCUUACAAACCAGCAAUUCUAAACCAUUUGGUCCUAAAGUUUCUCUUGCAGUCUUAAGAUUCUUGCACUAAUUUCUCACUGUUAUGAAAUUUGAGAUGGUUAAACUAUUUUUAAGACAUCUGCAACCAGGACAAAGAUUAGCCAGGAUGAGUUAAUUAUCCAUUCUUCAUUUCUGCAAUACUUAUUUAGAGAUUGAAGUACUACUGCACUGUAUGUUGAAAGAAUUAGAUGUAAGAAAUAAAAACAUUUGCUCAUGGCUUCUACUCUUACUACAUUUUUCAUUAGGCUUCACAUCAUGAGGGACAAAAAUGGUCGACAUACUUAAGGUUUCAAGGUACUGAACCAUGACUAUUUUUCAUGUAUUUUGCGCAUUUAAAUUUUGUCUAAGCGUCAAUUUUCAUAACAGUUUGGUUUGGUGGAAUGAUUACUUAACUUCAGUAUUGUAUUACAAGGAUGGAUCAGAGUUGGGUAAAGAGGCCAUCAGUUUUCCCUCCUUAUUUGUGGGAAUUCCUUUUUUUGUCUUAUAAUGUACAUUUUUAUGAGUGUGUUGUUUGUAAGGAGUGAGGCAGUGUUCUAACAACAAUAUUUAUGCUGCUGUUUCUCAAUUCUUUUGAUCCUUUUUUGAAACUGACAUAUUGACGAACACCAUCACUCUAACAUCAUUCUAACAGGUGAGACAUACAUGGCAUUGGCAAGAUGUUACCAGGGUGUUCAUCUGUUGGAGACUGAAGAAAAGUAAGUGAUCUCUAUUUAUGAACUGUAUGUAAUCAUCUGCACUGUAGCUCACUUAGGAAAGUGUAUAACAAAGUGCCAAAAUUCCUCCAAAAGAGAGAAUUUUUAUUUAUUUGUCAUGCAUUCAAUACAGAGAAGAAUUUAAUUUCCCAAUGGGUUUCAAAACUCAGAGAUUCAGAUUGCAGGAUGCACUACCAUACAGAUACAGUGUUAUUAUCAAAGCCAUAUAACAGGUCCAGUUCUGUGUCAGAGCAUCAUGACACCAAAAUCCAAAGGUCUUAGGUUGGAAACCUUGUAGAUUACUCAAAGUCUAUAGCAUUCAAGGCUCAUGCCAAGCAUAUAAGGUCUUUUUUAUCCAUCGUUCUUGGCCCUAUUGUUACUGCUGUCCUUAACUCUGUGUCUUGGUUGUUUUACGUGACACUGUUUUGACUCCUUUAAAUUGACUUUCAGGUGUGGCGACUCUAUUGUGGUGUUAGGUGAGGGAUUCAAACACUUAAGUCAAGCCACUCAUCUUUCUAAAGUAAGUACACCACUUACCCAUAUGGAUUGUUUUUUUUUUUUUUAAUCAUAUUAUACAUCUUUGUUUAAGUGCCUUCCAUUUACAUUCUGAAAAGAAAAUAACGAUACCGGAGUGGUUAAUGUGAAGCAAAUCCUUUAUCACCUGGAAACUGGCUCAGAAUAAUUUAAGUUUGCAGCAGUAUAAAAGCAUCCCAUUCGGGGCAACAUUCAUAGGGAUAGUUGCUCCGUGCUGUAUAAUCAAGGUGAAGCAGUGUAGACCAGAUACUCCUCAUAGACUGACCGCAUUGACAACUGUUACUAUCAUAAUACAACAGACUAAAAAAUAAAUAGUUUAAGAAUUCAAAGAAUGAAUGAAAGAUACAAGCCUGCCAUAAUCCUUAUACUUUUCAGGAGUUGAAAAUAAUGACUAUAUACCAGUUAAGUUCUUUAUAAUUUUGGUUGUACCCUUUACCUUUGAUUUAUCGAUAUCCAUGGUGAUGGGAUAAGUUCCUCGUUUUAGAAUUUGAUGUAUGAUUUUUUUUUCUUGUUCCUUUGUAGGAAUAUGAUAAAAUUAAACCAAAGACCAAACUUCACUUGGCUGAAUCUGCACAAUUUGAAAAGUAAAGUACAUCAAAUAAUUUUUUUCUUCAUUGUUUGUUUCUGCAUACAUGAAGAAUGGGGUUACAUCUUCAUGUGCUUUUAUUAUCAAAAAUGAAUACAUCUUUUUUCAAUGUCCUUGCAAUUAAUAAACGAAAAAAAAUCAUGUCAUGCUAUACACUGAUGUCUUCGGGCCUUUCUGCACUGGUGAAAAAGUUGUUCAUUAGGGCAAAUUUUCGGUCAUCACCAACAUUCUACAAAUGCAGAUGGUUUGUCGCGACUUGACAAAUUUUGGCCGAAGUGGACAAAUCUAUAAACGUACCGCCGACAAAUUUCCUCCCGGUUUAAUAAACAAAUCCAUGCUAAAAUUGUCUAUCAUUUGUCGGAAAAUCUACGACCAGUGAGUAAUUGAACUAAAAUCAGUUUAUUAUGAAACUCGGGGAUUCUAAAACUUUACAAUGACUGAAGAUGAAUCGUGGAAAUUGGAGUUGAAAUCCUUUGGUAAACUGUGCAGGUAAACUUUGAAAUUUUUAAUGCGGCUGCAACAGAGAAAACAAAGAUUUGUCAUGACAAAAUUCGUCCUUUUAAUGGUCGGGACAAUUUAGUUUUGCCGCCAGUGUGGAAAGGUCGAUAAUCAAAUUUGUCUUUGCUUCUAGGGUAAAAAAGGUGUUAAAUGAAAAGAAAGCAAAGAGUGAUAGAGAAAAUAACUUGAUAUAUCACCAGAAAUUGCCUGAGGUAUGAAAGACUUGUGGAGUAUAGUAUGUAUUUUGUUUAGCCUCCAUACUAUGUCUAUCUAAGCAAUCUGUUUGUAAAAAAGAAUGCGAGGGGACAGAGAGGGACAAUCAGUGCUUCGGCAAGGACAUGUCGGUUCCAUAAGUCAGUUUUAGACUUAGUGAAAACGUUUCUUCAGACGUUCUCUUUGAGAAUUCUCGCUCAAGAUUCACUGUUUUUCUUCUGUUCUGAAGGCGUUUCCAUCGACAGAAGAAAUGUUCAAACUGUCUGUCAUCAUGUCGAUUUGAAAUCAACUGGAAUCACCAAUCCUAAUAAGGACGUCUCGAAAAACAGAAUUCUGCUCGAGAGAAUGUCUAUAGUUAACUUAAACAGAAUUAAUACAUCCGUGGACUGGACCAGCAGCCUCCCUUUCCGUUCCCGCUUAAAUUAUUUUCUUACGAUCGCAGAAGUUUUGUCAUGCAAGGGAAAAUGUAAUAUAUAGCUUUAGCUGAGCCCAAAUGCAGAACUCUGGAUUUUAUUUUCAGUUGUUGUCUUUUCACGUCUGAUCACUGAAGCUCUGCCGUGUUCGGGUGACUCUCAAAAUCUUUCGUGCUGUGACCUUUGCUCCUCCUUAAAUUUACCAAAACAAAGUUUAAAAAAACUGUAUUAACAUUGUAAAAUAACAUUUAGAGGACAUCGCCCUUUUUGAGAUUUGAGAUACCGGAAGCUUUAUUCGAAGUCAGCACAUUCUUAAAAUGUAAAAAGAUUGGAGGUCUUAUUUCGCUUCGCCUGUACCACGCAAUAAAUCCAGAUUACUUCAGCCUAAGUCCUCUACGUUUAAUGUUCCAAAUUUCAAAAUUUAUUUGAGUUAUGCAUGGACAUUGGUCUUUACGCGCUAUCAAAAUUUUGGUCGUCGAGAAGAGCUUCCAUAUUUUCUUAAAUAUGGUAUCUCCGCUCCGCUCGUGCGAAGCUCCGCUCGUGCGAAGCUCCGCUCGUGCGAAGCUCAGAGCAUUACACUUAGGUGUCACCCAAAUGUAUCCAUGACAUUUUACUAACAGAUGACUGACAUUAUUGAUUUUCUUCGUUCCCAUAUUCGCAUCAGGAAUGCCCACCUCCCUUGGAUCCUAAAUGCGUGGUCCACGUGACUGCUCUUGAACUACCAUCUGGAGAGGAUCACACUCUGUAAGUACCAUAUUUCUGUUGUUCUCAUGAACUGUACCAUGCACGCUUCUAAAAUUAAAUCGAAUUUCUAAGCAUUUCAAGGUACUCAAAACUGGACUCAUCGCUUCUUCAGUUUUAGAGAAUGCCCUGUGUACCAAUAAUACUUUCCUGCUGUAGGCACUGAUUGCUGUUGCAAACAAUUCGCUUUUAUCGCUCUGCUUUCUACAGAACCGUCUUGGAGACCUCAGACGUAGCUCAAUCCGAAGGAGAAGUGGAGGCGGGCGCGUUGGAUGCAGGUACAAGCUGACAACAUCGAUUAGCAUCGUUAAACUGAUCGCGUUUUUCACUCCUUAGGUAGAAAUUUUAUGUAUUGUAUUAAAUCGCUGAUUUCGUGGUUGAGCGUCUUUUUUUUAAUCUAAGUUAAAGUGAUUAUUUUAGAUUAAGAGACGCAGUUUAGUAUCCACAAGGACGCAAUCCCCUCUUCCCAUUCCCAAACGAACGAAAGAGGGUUUUUUUCGGUUUUCUCCAAAAGACGGAGAAAGAGAAUCCUUGGGAACGAAGCUACUAAGAAACGAGUUCCAUCCACUCCACCUGUAGACCAGUUUGCAAGCCUUCGAUAUUCCUGGUCAGGGGUGUUUUAUUAUAUGGAACAGGCUCGGAGCGAGGUCAGCUCAUGCAGGGAGAUGUGGAUUUUCGUCAGAGUCAAUUUUUUUCUCAAAAACUCGUGAAAAAAAGAAUGAGUCAGAGAAAAAUGGACUGAGUUUAUUGCGUCUUCCUAAAGUGCGAACUUUCAAUCUUUGUUUUUAGAAUUUGAGUUUCGUCGCAACGUAUUCGGUUUACUUUAUAAAAAGUUCGCUGUGAUCUGCGUUCAUAUUUACUUUUAUUAGAACAUUAUUUCAAGAAUAAAGACGGACUUAAAAUCCGGUUAAGAAACCACCGGGAAAAAAGGUACAAAUAGCGAAAUUAAUUCCUUAUAUUGAGUUUGUAAAGAAAAAAAAAUCGCGAGCUAUUAAUCAGUCGAUGUAUUUUUUUUUCAUCGAAUAAUAUAGGCAAUACUUCAAUGUCGUUGCACGUGGGUUCGAUGAACAAAACGUUAAAAACAAUCCUGAAAGGAUUCUAUUAAAAACGCCGGUUUUAACUGUUUCGAAGAGUUGAGGCACCUUUAGUUCACCAGCUUUCAAGUACUCAAGUACCAAACAGUGCAACCUUUUUAACAGUAGAUUAGCGUCUUCUAUGUAAUACUUCACUUCUGUCUGACCGACUGAUGAACCUGGCUUUGCGAACUCGGUAAUAAUCGUAGUGGACUAUGAAAAGAGAGGCUUGUACCCUACACCUUUACGAAUAAACUUCUCUCUGGGGUGUGAACCCAACUUUCAAUCCACUGGCGUUUAAGUCCUUGUCUUGAUCGUAAGGAAGGAAAUCCAUUCACAAUGAUGUUUUUGAAUACUUUUUAAUUCGUAAGUCGUCGACAGUCUUGAGAAUUCAGUUUAAUUUAGCGGAAACAGAAAAUUUCUUUUUAGGUUAAGUACAAGUUUUAAGCUGUAAGAACAGCACUUUACGUGAUUAUGGAAGUAAAAGCUUUAGAGUUUAUUUACAAGAAGUAGGAGGAUAUGUAAAUACUUGAAGAAAUGGUCAGUCAUUAGCAUACGAAUCAACAGGUGGAUUUUCCUUUGUCGAAUUCAUAAAUAAGAAUAAUAAUUUUAAUUUUCCGUCUGUUUGCUUUUAAGAAGGACUGGACAAAUAGCAAUUAAUUUCCUUUUAAUCCAGGAUGUCCAUUUCGUACAACUUUGACUCUGUAAUGUUGAAAUAUCAGGGUAAUAUUUCAAUAAACAUCGUUUUUUAUGUUGAUGUUAAUUUGGGUCCAAUUUAAUGUCUCUGAUGAUGUCUGGAAAGCGUCCCUUGCUGCUAAAGGAAUUGUUACCUUGGUCUUAACUUCUUUUUAUAUGUAAAAUAGUCUUUUAGGAGUUUAUCUUUUGUUUCAGUUUCUCGCCUCCAUGAUAGGAGAAACAAAGAGGCAAACUGUUGUCGAUCAGUUUUGGCUGAGUUUUAACAACAUUUAUUCGCAAACUGACUUAUCGUUUCCCAACGAGGGAUUUAUUCGAGUAUUCCACGACUCUAAGUAGUAUAACGUUAUAAUCUUACAACAAAUUAAUGUAUUUUAAACAUUUGGUUAUUUAAGUUGACAAUUUCUCAGCUGUGAGGGUUUCCGAAGAGUUAGAGUUUCCUUGACAUCGUGGAGAAGGGUAAAUCGUUGCCAAUACGAAAUUUCGCCAUCUUUCGAGCGAUUCCGCUAUAUCAAAAUAACCUUGCUUUGGAAGAAAAGGUAACUUCUAAUGUAGAUCCUCAGGAAAGACUAUUUUACGCAAACGGAAGGUAAUUUUUUUAAGUUCUUCGAAUAUGGACUCCAUUUAUAUUUCAGUUGUCGAUAGCAUGGCCAUUUACUGAAUGUACAGCGAAAGUUUGGUUCAGUUUUGACAUCUCGCCUUACACAGCCGAAUUGUACACGCCUGUUCGGAGUCAUUCAUAGUUGUAGUAUUGAACAAUGCUGGAAUAAACGAUAGAUUCCUUCUGGUACAGUGUGGUCAAAUUAAAACCAAACAGUUCACGAUAUGCUAUUUACCAACUUUACGUUAUGCAUGAACACAUUUGUGAAUUUUCUUUUCUCCGGAAAAUGUUUUUCUUUCGAAACACUGAAUAAGGAAAAUUCUGGACACUGAACGAAAAUUUCGAUUUCAAUAGGAUGCUUUUGACAACCUGAUCAACUGAUUACUUAAAAAUUUCAUUGUUUUAUGUUUCAUUGUAAGAAAAUUACCUCGUAUCUAUUCUAAUCAGGGCCCACUAUUUGUCUUGGGAACUCAGUUUGUGUUUUAAAAUUUAGAAAAACGAGUGAAAAGCCCACUGAUGAAACCAAACGAAAAUUGACCGCGUAUUGCGAGGCUUCAAUUUUAAAUUCUGUCAUUUAUACGAGGAAGUGGAUGACUCAAAGGCUAAAUGCCAUAAAGAAUUUACCUCUUUCAUUUGCUUUCGAUCUUCGCCACCAUUAAAAGGAAAAUAUCUAAGGGUAAGGAAAGUUGUUUAAAAUUACUCCAAACAUUUUUGCUUGGACGUGUUUUAUUGUGAUUAUUAUUAUUAUUAUUUUUACGGAGAGGAAAUUCAUCGAUUCCGGUUUACUGUUCAAAGUAAACGUAAGAGAAUAUACGUGUUAGUCAGCCCUCGCAAACUAAACCCAAUUAGAAUAUCUUCCUAUGUACGAAACAAAUUGAUAUUUACGUAGGUUUUGCCCAAUAACAUAUAAGGUUUUUGAAUACGGAAAAAUAGUUCAGCGCAAUUCGAUAAAAAUAUAUCUUUUGUGGUUCACUCUUUCCUUUUUUUAUCGCAAUUCUAAUUGAUUCUGAGCUAUGGGCAAAAGGGUCAUUGUCAUUAUUAACAAGAACAAAUAGAAAGUCUUUCCCUUACACUUUUUAUCCAGUGUAAGUAGUCUUUUUGCAUGUCGGUUAAUCGUCAAAUUAUCUCCGCUUUUCCUUCAACAAAUGUUGUUAUCGAAUAUUUUUUAACGACAUGUGGCCGGAAAAGGACAUGAAAACUUGAUUGAAAAUUAUGCAUUGACGUGGCUCGCCGUAUUUAAUGGGCAUUCCCAUCUGUUCGUUAAAGAGUCCAUCAACUAUUGUCUUUGACGCCCAAAUGGUUUUGUAGUGACUCGUUCGAUUUUCGUUUACUCUGACGAAAAUUGAACCACACCGGCAUGUUUUUCUUUGCUAAAGCGAAAGAAGAUUCGUCCUCGCCCGAGUCCUUGAGUGGUAAACCGCCGCCACUGCGAAGGCAUGAUACUUUUGGGAGUGCCGAAUUGUUUGAAGCUUGGGCAAAAGAUUCAUUUAUCAACCAAAGCACAAUUGACAUUUUGAUAAAAACGCAUCAAAUUGAUUGCUUGCCCGCGGUUCUGGCUUUGAAGAAAGAUGACUAUUCACAGUUAAAUUUACCAGUUGGUCAACGAAGACUUCUCGAGAGUGCGGUCGAGAAACUCCGCCAAGAGUAUGAACUGGUUCAACCGCCGACCCCAAAAGCAAAGAUUAAUCUUGAAAUGCCGGUUUAUAAAUCGAUGCUGGAGAUAGGGGAACCAGCAGAAGAAGAGAAAACUGGUCAAUACGAGGAAAACCAAUUAUCCCGUAGGCCACAGUCCACGGGGCAUUCUACUGAAAGGAUAUAUGGAAAAACACGAAGCUACGUUGAGUCUGGUACUGAAAAAAGCGACAGCGGACCGGAGAAGAAAGCUCUACUGGUUUCUGAACAGGGUAAAAUUUUGUCGCAGACGACACCAAAGUCAGCACAGAAGAGAAAAGGUUAAGGAUACUUUUUUGAUGUUUUACUAAAUAUUUAUUAAUAAUUUAUUGAUAGAUGGUUGAUUUCAUCUAACUUGGCCCUUUGAUAUCUAGUCAAGUAAUUUCUCCAUCGCUGUUAAUUUGUUGAAUCUUCCCGCAUGAAGACGCAUCUUUCACCGAGUAUGGUAAUUUGUGUUUUUAAUAUAAAUAAUUUGUUCCAGAUUAAUUUGAUCUCCUUUUUCUUUUCCUACCUGAGUUGGUCUUCUAAAUCGAUACAGAGUUUUUCUCCUCGGUUCGGCAGAGAAUCCAGAAUACUGUUAUUUGUUGGUUUUUGAAAAUACAAUAUUCAAUGCGUUGUCUGAAGAACACGUGUUUCUUUGCUUUUAAACGACUUUUAAAAUAAUGUAAUCAAGUGUAAGCCAAAGAGACUUUACACUUGCAAAUGUUCCUACAAUGCACACGAGUGGUCAGACAAGUGCGAAAAAACGCGAUUUUGUUUACCCUUAGGGCGUUAAACGAAAAUUAGCAUUUCGUUCGAAACUUUCAGGAAAAGACAAAAAGAGCCAGGAGACUUAAAUCUGCAAAAAAGAAAACAGAAAUCAACUUACGGACUGAUUUAACUUCAUUAACUGAAUAUCGCUAUCACUGUUUGUAAAUAUUUUAGCGCAUAAUGUUGGUUUGGGCAAGAGGUUGAGAAAUGGGAAUUAUUUUGAAGAGCAAAUGGAAAAGUCGAGGAUAUCCUGGUCUUGAUUAUUUGAAAGGUCGACGCAACUCUCUUGGACGGGUAGAAAACAUUUACGAUGGCGUUUUGUUGGUCUUAGACAUCGAUGGAUCGUUGUUUUUACGGAUUAUUUCUGAAGCAGUAAAUUAGAAAGGCGAUGACAUCAUGUUGGUAAAUACCUCAUUCAUUUCGUGGUUAUCCGGUGAAAUUAAAAUUUAAACAAAAUAAAUUAAGCAAUUCUUUUUAAAGUGAUAAGAGACAAAAUGGGAUCAAAAGACGAAGAAAGAGAUUUGCAUAGCGUACAGUAGUGAGAACAUGGUUUGUUAAGCAUUCCAAGGCCACAUCUAAAUCCAGGUUAUACCCCGUUUUUGUGUCUUCCAUAAAAAAUAAAAAAAAACAUCCAAAAAAGAAACGCAUCAACGCGCACAUAAACUUUCAUUGGUUGACUUACUUGAGUCGCAUGCACAACGAUGAGCAUACGAAAUCGCGAGAACAACAGGGAGAGGAAAACAUCUUGGCACGCUCUAGCUAGUAUUUUUUUUUUUAAUCUUCCCUUUUCCCAAAUUUCAACGAAGCCUGGUGUCAACAAAUGCUCACUGAUUUCAGGUAACAUUGUUUGUGGGGAAGGAGGAAGGGGGGGGGACUUUCAACUGACUUAAUAGAGAUGAAUUACAUGAUUUCUGUUUGUUAUGUUACAUGGAGGGUUGUUGACCACCUAGUGAGGGGAGGCGUGCCAACUAGUUUUCCCACCUUAUUGUAGUUUCAAUAAUGGGCACUCUGCCUCUCGAGGGGGGAGGGGACGGAAGAACAAACACGUAAAGCGAAACGCAGCCUUUUUCCAUACAAUGUUUUGCGCAUCCUUAAUUUACAUGAUUUUAUAAACGAUACCAUGCGUACAUUGGAAAACUGGCUGUUAGGCUCAGCUGUAUAGAAAAUUCCACGUUAGAACUGCUUCUCAUUAUUUCUGCCAUGUUGAUUUUUGCGCAUAGCAACUCUUAAUCGUUCAUCUUGUCGGCAGUUUUUGCUUACAUCUGCGUCGUUUAGCCCUUCCAAAUCAAAGGCUACGUGUGCUUUUCUUGAGAUGGAAGAGGUGAGAAAAGGUGUUGACAGUAACACGUGGUUUUAACAUAUUCAAGAAUUGCCUUCGACCCAGGAAUAAAUUUUCGUUGAUCUAAGUACUUUUUUCUUUGUGUAUACAUGUGUACAGGUAUCUUCAGAUGACUCUGAUAGUGACAAAAAGCAACGAGAGGUUAUCUUCAGCUAAUUCCUUUAAAAAACAAAGAAAGGAUGCCACCUUUGUAAAAUUUCGUACCGAAAAACCAAUCCGAGGUGACUGGGAAGGCCUAAAAAAAUGUAGAGGGGUAACAUCUGUUCCUCCUGGUGUCUUCUUUGUCUCCUAAAAGCUCAAUCAGAUUACACAUGAAAAUACCGUGGCCGGUUGAGUUACAAUAGUUUCGUCUUUUUACUGAAAUUCGUAACUGCCAUACUGAUUUGGAUACUAUUGAACCCGAUGGACUGUUUAAACUGUAAGUAGCUGUGUCAAUUUGUCGUAGGUUCUUUUUGUUUUUCGUGACUCUGAUUACGCUGCUAUUACUCGAUGAAUUCCUGAGAAUCAAACUUACUUGUCGUCGUGAUACUUUUUUGCCUCGGCCGAACGCCAUCAAUGUGUAAUCAAACAUCAUUUUCUCGUAAAAUGAAGCGGUAAUUGAAUAUGCGAAUCAGUCUUGGCGCCUACGCGACGGAUCUCUUAUUCGAUCGAUCUUCACUACUUAGCGUGACAGCGUAAAAAAAAUUGCUACUUCUGAAUGCGAGAAGUCUUUUGUUGAUGAAUGUGAUGUCAAAGACGCUUUGGAGAUGGAAAGUAACGCGGUUCAUUUCCCCAGUGACAACCUGGAAUCAGUUCCCCAAAUUUUACGUUAAAGACGAUUGACUGAAGUCUUAAGUCUUAAGAAUAUUGUUCAUAGACAACAUCUUGGUAAACAAUAACAUUUUCUGUUAGAACUUGCUGUGACUUCUCAAUUCAAGUUCAAGGGGUCUUUUUGCAGUUGGAUCCACAAAAGGGACCGGUUGCUAUUUUUUGCCAGGGGGGGAGGAAUAUUUUGUGUUUGUCAUGAUAAAAUUUACCUGAUCCCCCUAUAAGGCUCUGUACUAUUCUUAUGAUCCCGUCUCUCAUCCCCCCCUCUCUAUACUCUGAUAGCGGUGACUGACCCCCCCCUCCGUUUUCCCUGAAAGCCAUGUGAUCCCUCAACAUCAUCCAACACCCCACCCGCGAGGCGAUAAAUACUGACAAGUUUCUAAAGAAAGAGCAUGCACAUAAAAGCGUUUUAUAUUUGUUUAAUUCUCUGUUAGAUGGUAAAUCGUCUCCGAGACAAUCGCAAGAAAAAACAGCCACAAGUAAUUACACAGAAGAUAGCAAAGAUGAUGACGAUAUGAACUCGCCAUGCGCAUGUCAGAGAUGGCUUUUUACCACCUUACUCAUGCCAGUAUUUGCUGUUUUAUCAGUUAUUGGAUUCGUUCUUGUUGUUUUACUCAUGCCGUGUAAGUACUGUUGCAACUCUUUUACAAACUUACUUAUGGAUAUUGAAAAAUUUGGCUGAGGAUGGACGGUAUUCUUAGAGAUGUGGUCGUCGAGACAUGACGUCUGUCAGGAGCUCCUACGUUGGAUUGAUUUCCUUAUUGACCCUAACAUCAGUAUGCAUAUUCUCCAAACUGUUCUCUAUUCAUUUCCCAUAACACUGCUAAGAUCAUUUUUGUUACAGAUUAAGGACCUCUUCAAUUGGUGAUCAUGUCCUUUAUUCUCAUUACCGUAAUGUUUGAUUCAGUAGUGAUUCUGUGAGGAGAAAUUAGAUGUAAGUCACAGUUAGGGGUCAAAGGGAUAAAAGGUGCGAAACCUGUGGUGACAGCCUCCCGACGAUGUCUACGCUAUCUCUUAAUUGGGCAGGGCUCCAAUCAAAACGAUAACUUCAGUGGAAAGACCCAACAAAAAGUGUUUUCAGACGGAGGGUUUUCAGAGGAUCCGGGGCCCGGGGCCCGGGGCCCGGGGCCCGGGUUCGCCCCCACUCUCCCCCUUCAGAUAUGUGGGUGUUCUUACGACUUUUCUGAAACCAAAAAUUCUUCCAACAACAUGAUCGCACAGUGCAACUCAACUUGAAGUAUUAAAAAUUUCCUCAUCUUGAUACAUAUCGUAAUCAGUAAUGUCUAUUUCGGCUCUAAUGUAAAAAAAUCUGUAUUUUCUGAAUCAAAGCUUAGACCCCCUCGUCAAAAGGGGAUUACCCCUUGAUUCUUGGAUCCGACCCUGGUUUAGUUAAAAGAUAUGCCAACGCGUGCGACAGGUCUAUUUCAGACCUGCUGCAUUCGAUUCAUUUUAUAUCACUUCCCUCCCCCUCCCCAACACACAACCUUAUUGAAUUCCACUGAGUGACUUUCAUUUCUCUUGCUUUCACUAAAUAUUUUUUUCUUUCCACAGUUCGUUUAUGUUGUCCUCAAGGUGGAGUUUACACCAAUGUUGUAACAUUUAUAUUUGAAGUAUUUAUAAUGGCUCCCUGUCUCGCAUGCAAGUGGGCAAGAGGUAAAAGAACACCGCAAGCUAACUCUGCCUCGAAAAAGCCUCGCUAUGGUGGAACAGAUGAUUUGGAGCUUGGCGACAAAUGA